This is a messenger RNA of Oncorhynchus nerka (sockeye salmon), 1565 nucleotides long. RefSeq names its product NLR family CARD domain-containing protein 3-like. Lineage: Eukaryota; Metazoa; Chordata; Actinopteri; Salmoniformes; Salmonidae. The coding region runs from base 178 to 1545 and encodes 455 amino acids. Gene Ontology annotation, molecular function: protein binding. Gene Ontology annotation, biological process: intracellular signal transduction. The record is from RefSeq and is a predicted model, not a curated record. The transcript has 3 exons.
AUAACUACCCGACCUGCAGCAGCCAAUAAGAUCCCUUCAGUGUGUGUUGACCAGGUGACAGAGGUACGAGGGUUCAAUGACCCACAGAAGGAUGAGUACUUCAGGAAGAGAUUCAGGGAUGAGGACCUGGCCAGCAGAAUCAUCUCACACAUAAAGACAUCAAGGAGCCUCCACAUCAUGUGCCACAUUCCAGUCUUCUGUUGGAUUUCUGCAACAGUCCUUGAGCACAUGCUGAAACAUAAGAGAGAAGAGAUGCCCAAGACUCUGACUGAGAUGUACACACACCUUGUGGUGUUUCAUACCAAACAGAAGAAUGAAAAGUAUCUUGGGAAAGAAGAGACAGGUCCACACUGGAAUAAAGAGAGCAUUCUGUCACUGGGAAAACUGGCUUUUCAACAGCUUGUGAAUGGCAAUCUGAUUUUCUAUGAAGAAGACCUGAAAGAGGCUGGCAUUGAGGUCAAUGAAGCCUCAGUGUACUCAGGAUUGUGCACACAGCUCUUUAAAGAGGAACGUGGGCUGUACCAGGACAAGAUGUACUGCUUUGUUCAUCUGAGCAUUCAGGAGUUUCUGGCUGCUGUAUAUGUGUUCCUCUCUUUCAUCAACAACAAUGAGAAUCUAAUGGACAAACUGCAAACAACGUCCAGGAACCUUUCUGUGAGGAUCAAACAAAGGCGUAAAGUUACUUUCUACAAGAGUGCUGUGGAUAAAGCCUUACAAAGUGAGACGGGAAACCUGGACCUUUUCCUCCGCUUCCUUCUGGGCCUCUCACUGGAGUCCAAUCAGAAGCACUUACGAGGUCUACUGACAAAGACAAGAAGCAGCUCACAGAGCCAUGAAGACACAGUCGAGUACAUCAAGGAGAAGAUCAGGGAGGAUCCCUCUCCAGAGAGGAGCAUCAAUCUGUUCCACUGUCUGAAUGAACUGAAUGACCAUUCUCUAGUGGAGGAGAUCCAAAGCUACCUGAGCUCAGGAAGUCUCUCAAAACCCAACCUGUCACGUGCACAGUGGUCAGCUCUGGUCUUUGUGUUGCUGACUUCAGAAAAGGAGCUGGAUGUGUUUGACCUGAAGAAAUACUCCAGAUCAGAGGAAGGUCUUCUGAGGCUGCUGCCAGUGGUCAAAGCCUCCAGAGCUGCUCUGCUGUCAGGCUGUGGAGUCACAGAGGAAGGCUGUGCUUCUCUGGUCUCAGCUCUGAGGUCAAACCCCUCACACCUGAGAGAGCUGGAUCUGAGUAACAAUGACCUGAAGGAUUCAGGAGUGAAGCUGCUCUCUGCUGGACUGGGGAAUCCCCACUGUAAACUGGAGACUCUGAGGCUGUCAGGCUGUCUAGUCACAGAGGAAGGCUGUGCUUCUCUGGUCUCAGCUCUGAGGUCAAACCCCUCACACCUGAGAGAGCUGGACCUGAGCUACAAUCACCCAGGAGACUCAGGAGUCAGACUGCUCUCUGCUGGACUGGAGGAUCCACACUGCAGACUGGAGAAACUCAAGUAUGUAGAGGGUUUAUGUCAAUGUUCAUAUCAGACAUGUUUGACUUAUCAGGCUAGUUAAGACAAACAUUCUGACCACCA